Closterium sp. NIES-65 is the source of this 2295-nucleotide messenger RNA. Lineage: Eukaryota; Viridiplantae; Streptophyta; Zygnematophyceae; Desmidiales; Closteriaceae. The record is from the annotation of a GenBank genome assembly.
AUGGCUGGUCUUUCAUUAGACCUCUCCCUCAGCCUACUCUCCUCUGCACCUUCCUCCUCUCCGGUCGAGGCCGUCACAAACCUACGGGAUUCUCUCUCCAGCCCGCGGAAGGCGAAGCGCCACUGCCAAAUAGAUCUUCGUCAGUCGCAACCGUCGCACGUCGUCGCGCUUCCCAUGAGGCACGUGCAGUCGCCGGGUCUGUCGCUAGCAAGCAGCCUUGACGCGGAGACCGUCACCGAGCCCGUCGCCGAGCCCGUCGCAGAAUCCGUCGCCGCGACGUCGCAGAGGGAUAACGUAAAUUCUUCCUUCCACCUUCUUGACUCAUCUCCCUCGUCGUCUCCCCCGUCUACCAGCUCCUUCUCACCCUCAUCCCGCGGUCCUUCCGCCUUCACCGCCCUCGCCUCCCUUGCGCACGCUCCGCCGUCCCACUGCAUGCCGGCGCUCACUCCGGCGCCUCCCUCCACUCCGCCGCCGCCGUCGCACCAGCACCGUGGUUGGUUCGGCUCCGCCAACCCCCCUGCAAGCUGCCCUCCCGCGAUCUGCCCUACUGCAAGCUACCCUCCCGCAUGUUGUCCUCCCGCCGCGGAAGCCGUCUGCGUGACUCGGCUAACGAUGCCGCCCUCCGCUUCUUCCUCCGCUCUUACCGCCCCGCAUCUGGCCACGUCACACUCUCAGCAGUCAACAGCUCCUGCGGCGCCAUAUGCACCAGUGAACCCCAGCGCGGAUUCGGGGGCCGCUGCAGGUCCCGUCGCGGCUCCAGCGCACCCGAUUGUCGCGGGAGCGGCACCGAUGGCUCCGACGGCGGCGCCGGCGCCACCGGCCGCUGCGCCGGGUCCGAAGAAAAGGAAGAGCAUGAAGGACCGGAAGUUCCGCGGAAUUCGCGAGCGUCUGUGGGGUCGCUGGGCCGCGGAGAUUCGGGAUCCCCGAACCAAGAAGCGGAUCUGGCUCGGUAGCUUCGACACUGCCGAGGCUGCAGCCCGAGCCUACGACGCAGCCAACCUCCGGCUUCGAGGAGCCAACGCCCGGACCAAUUUUCCCCAGCCCGAGCAGCUGGUUGCCUCGGAAAACAAUCCUGCCGCACCUCGCCAGAUCGAGGCUCUGCCGACUCCGAUGCUCGAGGAGCUAAGUCCAACUGCCGGAUCAAGCUCGGAUGGUCAGGCGGCUGUAGCACCAGCCGCGACAGCAGCUCCAGCGCCGGUGGCAGCUCCAGCUGCUGUGUCUCUCUCCCCUGCAGCUACGAUCGCUCCGCGUCCCACCCCUAUCGCGCCCGCUCCCGUUCAGUUCUCUCCGGGGCAGCCUGGGCCGUACCCGUUUGUGGCUGUUUCGCAGUGGCAGUACAACGCGCAACGCAACCCCCACCAGCAGUACAGCAACAACGUGCAGCAGUACCCGCGCGCGCAACAAUACCCCCACUCCCACUCCGCCCAGCCGUCCUACUACCAUUCGGCGCAAUCAGUGAAUGCUCGCUCCGCGCCUCACCAACAGCAGGCUGUAGCGGGAGCGCAGCCGGCGCUAGCCGUCCCAGCAACUUCCCCCUACCCCACCUUCCCCGGGUCCUGGGGACAUCCCAGCCAUCCCAGCGCAUCCGCCCAGUAUCAGCAGAGCCUGGCUCCGCUGUCCGCGUCCGCCUCCGCGCAACACGUGUCUCUCUCCGCGCCUGCGUCCGCCGCGCUGGCUGCUGCGGCAGCCGUGCCUUCGCACCGGUCUCAGGCGGCGUACCCUGUGUCGCAGCAUCCGCCUCCUCCCAACACAGGUGCUCCACGCACAGUGGUUGCACAGACAGUAGUCACUCCGCGUACUGUCACACCGCACACUGUCACAUCGCAUAAAGCGGCGCCUCUCAUGGGGCUGCUCCAGCUGCCCAAGUCUCUCACUGGACCAGUCCCAGCCGGCCAGCUGGCAAUGCCGGUGGCAGCAGCAAAGCCUGCUGCUGCUACUGCACAAGGAGCGGUUAUUGUGAAAGCAUUGCCAGGACCAGCAGCAAAGUCGACAGGAGCAGCAGCUGGAGUUGGAGCCAUGUGCACAUCUUUGGUUCCCCAGGAUCAGUCGCCGUGCACAUCUGUCCCUCCAUCGGCCUCUCUUCCUUCUCACUCAUCAAGCAGCAGUAGCUAUGCUGGAGGCUCGGGUGCGGAUCAGUGCACAGCUGCAUCUGCUGAUGGCACUGUUGCUGUUGUGGAUGCGUCCACUGCUGUGGCUGCUGCUGGAGCUGAUGGUGCUGCGCAGAGCGAGAAGAGCGCAAACAAGAAAGACGGCCGCACUCGGCUUUUCCGAGGUGUUCGCCAGGUAAUUUUCUGA